AUGGAGGAGAGGGUAGAAAGUGUUAUCUGUGCGAGACAGGAGAGCUGCUUGGAGUGCAUGCAGUCUGAAGAUCUAGAUUUGUGUUUUACAUACUGUGAUGGUACUCUGAAGUCUCCAGCGUUGAUCGACAAACUGCAGCGUGGGAAGUUUGACGUCAUGCUGUCAGAUCCGAUCUAUCCAUGCAGCGAGGCUUUAGCUGAAAAGCUGAACAUUCCCUUAGUUUACACAUUACGGUUCUCUAUCGCUAACACUUUAGAGCGGAUGUGUGGUCAGAUACCAGCUCCACCAUCAUUUGUUCCUGGAACAAUGAGUAAACUCACGGACAAGAUGAGCUUCACAGAGCGAAUCAAAAAUAUGCUCUUCUACCUUUCUCAAGAUGCUUUGGCCAUUAGUCUGUGGAAAAAAAUCGACAACUAUUACACUGAAUAUUUUGGAUGGCCCACUUCCUAUUGUGAGAUGAUGGGUAAAGCUGAUAUCUGGUUAAUCAGAACCUACUGGGAUUUUGAGUUUCCACGGCCAUUCCUGCCCAACUUCAAAUACGUUGGAGGCCUUCACUGCUCCCCUGCCAAACCAUUACCUAAGGACAUGGAGGAGUUUGUGCAGAGUUCAGGGGAUGAUGGGAUUGUGGUCUUCACUCUGGGGUCCUUGGUAAACAACAUGACCAAAGACAGGAGCAAUACGAUCGCCUCUGCACUGGCACAGAUUCCACAGAAGGUUUUAUGGCGAUAUGGUGGAGAGAAGCCAGAUACUCUUGGUGAAAACACCAGAAUCUAUAAGUGGAUCCCUCAGAAUGAUUUAUUGGGUCACCCUAAAACCAGAGCAUUCAUCACUCAUGGAGGCACUAAUGGCAUAUAUGAGGCCAUAUAUCAUGGAGUUCCAAUGGUCGGGAUCCCCUUGUUUGGUGACCAGCCUGAUAAUUUAGUUCAUAUGAAGGCCAAAGGUGCUGCUGUUAUCAUUGACUUCAACAGUAUGCAGAUUCAAGACCUGGUGGAUGGACUCAAUGCUGUCAUUAAUGAUCCCUCGUAUAAAGAGAACGCUAUGCGUUUGUCCAGGAUUCAUCAUGACAGACCAGUAAAGCCUUUGGAUGAGUCUGUGUUCUGGAUUGAGUUCGUCAUGCGCAAUAAAGGCGCUAAACACCUGCGUGUCGAGGCCCACAACCUUACCUGGUACCAGUACCACUGUCUGGAUGUGUUCGCUUUUCUCAUCACUGUCCUCACUGUAGUUCUCUACGUCUUCUUUAAAAUGUGCAAAUUAUUCAUAAUGCGUUGCUGUUUUAGAUCAAGGCGUAAAUCCAAAAAAGAGUGAUUGGUUUUCUGACUGAUACAAAGAUUGAUACCGUUCAUAUACCGUGCAUCGCGAUACUGUGCAUCUUGGGCACGCUAGAUUCUUCACACAUGUUAUUUCUAUAUUUUGCUUUAGUCUGCCAGUUGGAAAUAUUAAUUCACGUUUCCAAACAAUUGUUUUGCAAUAAAUUUAAAUAAUCCAGCAAGGUUUUGUAUGCACAAGGGGUCUGACGACAGACAGUCCACACAAAGAUCCAAUCUCACCAUGAUCAAGUCUGCCUUGAAUUACAUUAAGGAAGUCUUGCAUGGCCUGUGUGGUCAUGGACACACUGAAGUGCUGGUAGGAGAAACUAUUCUUUGGUAUCCAUGAAGGGAGGAUUCGGCACUAGCCAAACUAAAAUAUUCCUUAACUAAAAUAGCUAAAUCAUUAAACUGCUCAGAGAUACACACAUUAGGGCAAUAUGUGACCCUGGACCACAAAACCAUUCUUAAGUCGCUGGGAUAUAUUUGUA
Messenger RNA from Sinocyclocheilus rhinocerous, 1795 nucleotides. Its product is annotated as UDP-glucuronosyltransferase 2A1-like. The transcript is spliced from 7 exons. Bases 1 to 1305 code for a protein of 434 amino acids. Lineage: Eukaryota; Metazoa; Chordata; Actinopteri; Cypriniformes; Cyprinidae. Gene Ontology annotation, molecular function: glucuronosyltransferase activity. The record is from RefSeq and is a predicted model, not a curated record.